CGUCAUUAAGAACCAAAAGAACGCAAAUUGUCAUCAGCUGUGUUGUUAUACGUUUCACGUUGUUUUUGUAUUUAUAUUUAUUGUGAAGAAGAACAAGAAUUUGGACAAUACAACAGUGUCAACAUGAAGAUUUAUAUCUUCGUUGCCUUGCUGACGUUAUUUGCCCUAACUAGUGGAGUUUUUGUUCCACCACGCCCAGGACAUAAAAAACUUCUGGGUGCGAAAGAAUGUACCUGGGGCCCAUCAUAUUGGUGUCAAAACUUAACAUCUGCUGCUGGUUGCAAUGCUGUACGACACUGCAUACAAACCGUAUGGAUACAUAAACAACUUCCACCUGACACUUCAAGCGUUUGCCAAACCUGCCUUGAUAUGGUUAAGCAAGCCAGGGAUCAGUUGAUGAGUAAUGAAACACAGGAUCUCAUAAAGCAGGUAUUUGAGGGUUCUUGUGCUUUGCUGCAUGUCAAACCUGUUGUUAAGGAAUGUGACAAAAUCGCCGAUGAAUUCAUUCCUGAGCUUAUUGACACAUUAGCGUCCGAAAUGAACCCACAAGUUGUAUGUUCUGUAGCUGGUUUAUGUAAUAAUGAACGAGUUCAUAGAAUGCUCGAAGAAGCUGGAGAAAAGAUAGUCCCUAUGGUUAAAAAACCAGACUCGUGCGAUGGCUGCCAUACUGUUGUCGAUUUGAUUGAGGACAAGUUCAAUAAGAUGUCUAGAGAUGAGGUUCUACAAAAAUUGUUAGAGGUUUGCGGGAAGUUUGGAAGCUUCUCUGAUGGAUGCAGCAAUAUCGUAGUGACAUAUUUUACUGAAAUUUACAACAACCUUCAAGAAAAUCUAAAUUCGAACGAAGUUUGCCUUUUAUCAGGGGAAUGCAGUGCCCAAUUCCACAAACAUGCCAAUGUUGAAAUAACACCAAUAUCUCAUAUUGGAUAUGUUCCAGUAGAUGAUGAAAAAGAUGAUUUACCAUGCGAACUCUGUGAGCAGUUGGUCACUCAUUUGAAGGAUCUUUUAAUAACUAAUACCACAGAAGACGAAUUCAAAACAGUCCUGGAGGGACUCUGCAAGCAAACCAGACAAUUCUCCCAAGAAUGUACUAGUUUAGUUGAUCAGUAUUAUGUCGAAGUUUACAGUUUACUGGUAAAUGAACUGAAUUCAACAGCUGUAUGCAAAAUCAUCGGAAUCUGUAAAGAUUCUAAUAGACAGGAGUCCUUUAUCAUUUCCCCACUUCUACCUGCUGAAACUGUCGACGAAGCUCUCAGGAUCACUCCAGCAACAAACAAACCUUUAGCACGUGUCAGCCUGCAAAAAGACACAUCAGUAAAAAUUAUUUCCCCAUCAGAACAGGAGCAACUUCAGCAAGAACAACUACCUAUCGAUCUUCUUGUACCGCCACACACACAAGUCCUGUAUAAUACCGAAAUUUGCGUAUUCUGUGAAUAUUUCCUGCACUACGUCCAACUGGCCAUCACGGACCCAACAACUGAAGAGGAAAUUAAAGAAGUUAUCGACAAAGCAUGCGCUACGCUGCCCAGUUCUGUUAAUAAUACUUGCAUUGACUUUGUGAACACUUACGAGCCAGCACUAGUAGCCAUCCUCGCCCAAGAAAUUGAUCCUUCUCGGGUCUGCCCGUUGAUCAAAGCAUGCCCGUCAGGGCAAUCUAAAGAUGUGGAAAUAUUUAUGCAGGCAAAAGGAGGUUCCAACUGCCCUCUUUGCCUGUUUGCCGUUACUAAAUUGGAGACUAUGGUCAAGGAUAAGAAAUCCGUGGAAAACAUCAAAUCCGCUCUCAACAAACUUUGCACUCAUUUGCCAAGUGACGACUUAACAGAGGAAUGCGAAGAUUUCGUUUCCACGUAUACUGAUGAAUUGGUAGAAAUGUUGGUAGCUGAUUUAAAACCAGAAGAAAUUUGUGUCUAUCUCAAACUUUGCUCGGAUGAUAAGCCUGCUAGUACUCUUCCACCAUAUGUAGACUAUUCUGUAGAAAGCCCCGUGUUUAUUGGAGAUGUCGAAACGAAUAAUAUACCUGACGAUACCAUCAACGGUAAACAAAUUAGUAGCAAAUUAGAGGCACCUACAACUAGUCCUCAGUGUGUUAUAUGUGAAUUUGUAAUGAAAGAAAUCGACGAUCAACUCAAAGAUAAAAAGACAGAUGAUGAAAUUAAAAAUGUUGUCUAUGACAUCUGCAACGUUAUGCCAAGAUCCGUUAAAACGGACUGCAAUAACUUCGUCAAACAGUAUGCGGAUACAGUAAUUCAGUUAUUGAUCCAGGCCUUAGAACCAAGCGAAAUUUGCUCGAUGAUGAAGUUGUGCUCUAAUCAGUUAGAAACUAUGACAGAUGAAAUACUUGAUUGUCCUCUGUGUCAUUUAGCUGUCGAAGCUAUGGACAAAAUUUUGAGUAACCCCAAAAUCGACCAUGACGUUGAACAUGUGCUUGAAAAAACUUGCCGUGGAAUACCAAAACACUACAGAAAUAAGUGUGAUGAAAUAGUUAAAAAAUAUGGCAAGAACAUUUUCAAUUUCAUUAUUCAUGACAAAAGUCCUGGCUGGAUUUGCAAAGAAAUCAAACUGUGCUCUGCAUUCAUAAACCUUGGAAUUUUAACAGGCAGUAAUCCUUGCACCUAUGGUCCUGCUUAUUGGUGUGCAAGUGAACAAAAUGCAGAUCGGUGUCGAGCUAGAUUACAUUGUGCUACAAAAGUUUGGGGGGGAUCAAAGCCAAAACAAACCCAUUUCGUAGGAACGAGGCUUUGUAGUAGAGGGCCUGGAUACUGGUGUCAAAAUGAGGCAACUGCAGAUCAAUGUGGAACAGGGGCCAGGUUACAUUGCGAAGCGAAAGUCUGGGGGAAAACUAGACCAAAAAGAAGUGAACCACUGGCAGGAAGCAACCGAUGUACCUGGGGUCCAGCAUACUGGUGUCAAAGUGAGGCAAACGCAGAUGAAUGUGGGACUAGACUACAUUGUGAGAGUAGGGUAUGGGGUGGACCAAGACCAAAACGUAGUAGUAGAGAACCUUUAGGGGCUAGACCUUGUACUAGAGGGCCUGGAUAUUGGUGCCAAAGUGAGGCAAAUGCAGAUGAAUGUGGAUUAGGGGCUAGAUCACACUGUGAGACAAAAGUUUGGGGUGGACCAAGGCCAAAACGUAGUGUAUCAACAGUAGGAAGCAAUCGAUGUACUUGGGGUCCAGCGUAUUGGUGUGAAAGUGAAACCAACGCAGAUGAAUGCGGAUCAGGAGCUAGAUCGCAUUGUGAGGCAAGAGUUUGGGGUGGGCCAAGGCCAAAAAGAAGUACACCAGCAUUAGGAAGUGACCGUUGUACCCGGGGUCCAGGAUAUUGGUGUCAAAGUGAGGCCAAUGCAGAAGAAUGUGGAUCAGGGGCCAGGUCACAUUGUGAGACAAGAGUUUGGGGUGGGCCAAGACCAAAACGGAGUCAGCGGUUGGUAGGAAGCAACCGAUGUACUUGGGGUCCGGGAUAUUGGUGUCAAAGUGAAGCCAAUGCAGAUGAAUGCGGAUCAGGGGCUAGAUCGCAUUGCGAGGAAAGAGUUUGGGGUGGACCAAGACCAAAACGAAGUGCGCAGUUAGUAGGAAGUGACCAUUGUACCUGGGGUCCAGGAUAUUGGUGUCAAAGUGAGGCCAAUGCAGAUGAAUGUGGGACUAGGUCACAUUGUGAGACAAGAGUUUGGGGUGGGCCAAGACCAAAACGGAGUCAGCGGUUGGUAGGAAGCAACCGAUGUACUUGGGGUCCGGGAUAUUGGUGUCAAAGUGAAGCCAACGCAGAUGAAUGCGGAUCAGGGGCUAGAUCGCAUUGCGAGGAAAGAGUUUGGGGUGGACCAAGACCAAAACGAAGUGCGCAGUUAGUAGGAAGUGACCAUUGUACCUGGGGUCCAGGAUAUUGGUGUCAAAGUGAGGCCAAUGCAGAUGAAUGUGGGGCUAGGUCGCAUUGUGAGACAAGAGUUUGGGGUGGGCCAAGACCAAAACGGAGUCAGCGGUUGGUAGGAAGCAACCGGUGUACUUGGGGUCCAGGGUAUUGGUGUGAAAGUGAAGCAAAUGCCGAUGAAUGUGGAUCAGGGGCAAGGUCUCAUUGUGAGAGCAACGUCUGGGGUGGAUCAAGACCAAAACGCAGUGAAGAAGUUUUAAAUGAAAUGUAACAUAGUAUUGAGUAAGAAAAUUAGAGUUUGGAAAUGUACUCGAUUACCACAGGACAUUUUAAUUAUACCAUUAUCCAUUUACCUAAUUUUUGUCUAUAUUGUUCAAUAUCUAAUGUAAUAUUCAAGUUAGUGCAGUAAUAUAUACUGUGCUUUUAUAUUUUAGAAAAAUAUAUUCUUUUAAAA
Messenger RNA from Anoplophora glabripennis (Asian longhorned beetle), 4314 nucleotides. RefSeq lists its product as uncharacterized. The coding region runs from base 124 to 4131 and encodes 1335 amino acids. Gene Ontology annotation, cellular component: lysosome. Lineage: Eukaryota; Metazoa; Arthropoda; Insecta; Coleoptera; Cerambycidae. The transcript is spliced from 25 exons. Gene Ontology annotation, biological process: sphingolipid metabolic process. The record is from RefSeq and is a predicted model, not a curated record.